AUGAGUGACUAUAACCAACCGGAAGGUGGUGAAGGAGCUGAAAGGGGUGAUGAUGAGGCCGUCAUUAGCGAUACACCUGUUGACGAGGAUAACUUACUUUUCGGACUAACCGACGAUCAAAGACUGGAUGAUGCAAAAACAUCCAGUUUCCGUGAGGAUAUUAAGAACGACUCCUUCAAAAAGAGGAGAGAGCAGUUGUACAAAACUGUACACAUACGGGAAAUUUAG
Paramuricea clavata is the source of this 228-nucleotide messenger RNA. Lineage: Eukaryota; Metazoa; Cnidaria; Anthozoa; Malacalcyonacea; Plexauridae. The record is from the annotation of a GenBank genome assembly.